Molecule: messenger RNA, 1023 nt
Organism: Danio aesculapii
Lineage: Eukaryota; Metazoa; Chordata; Actinopteri; Cypriniformes; Danionidae
Product: trace amine-associated receptor 4-like
Exons: 1
Coding region: 1-1023 (340 amino acids)
Biological process (GO): G protein-coupled receptor signaling pathway
Cellular component (GO): membrane
Molecular function (GO): trace-amine receptor activity
Source: RefSeq, a predicted model, not a curated record
AUGACCUCAAAUGACACUGAUAUCUACUCUGAGAAUGUGCUACUCUGUUAUCCACUCUUGCCGGACUCCUGUCCAAGAACUCAGCGUCUCACUGCACUCACAGUAACCAUGUAUGCUUUCAUGAUGCUGAUGAUCCUCACUACGGUUUUUGGGAACCUGCUGAUCAUCAUCUCCAUCUCUCACUUCAAACAUCUGCAGUCUCCAACUCAUCUGAUCGUUCGCUCUCUUGCUGCCAGUGAUUGUCUGCUGGGCUCUUUGGUCAUGCCGUACAGCAUGGUGCGAUCUGUUGAAGGUUGCUGGUAUCUGGGAGAUGUUGUGUGUAAAGUUCAUUCAAGUUUGGACAUGACUUUCAGCAUCUCUUCUUUGAUACAUCUCAGUUUAGUAUCUGUGGACAGGUACUGGGCCAUUUGUGACCCUCUAAGAUACAGAAUGAGGGUCACAAACAACACUGUGACUCUAUUUACUGUUUUCACAUGGCUGUUUUCAUUUGCAUACAGCUUUUCUGUUGUGUUUUCAGGGGUAAACAGAAUUGGUUUGGAGACUUUUAUCAUGCAGGUUUACUGUGUGGGAAGUUGUGUUCUGUUUUUUAACAAGCAGUGGGGUCUUAUAUGUUCACUUCUCACAUUUUUUCUUCCCGGUACAAUCAUGAGCUCUCUAUAUAUGAAAAUCUUCCAUGUUGCACGAAAGCAUGCAAGGGUUAUGUCUGAAAGAGUGACUGGAGGUUUAAAGAAUCAAAGCUCUGCUCAAAGGGAAGGAAAAGCAGCUAAAACUCUGGCCAUUGUCAUGGGGGUUUUCUAUCUCUGCUGGCUGCCUUUUUUUACCGCCACCGCUGUUGAUCCUUUCCUCAAUUUCUCGACUCCUGUUCAUGUUUUUGAUGCUUUGGUUUGGUUCGGAUACUUUAACUCCACCUGUAACCCAUUGAUCUACGGUUUCUUCUAUCCUCGCUUUCAGAAGGCCUUUAAGAUUCUCAUAUCCACUUACAUCUGUGGCAGCAGCGAGUCUCACACCUUGAUUCCCGAAUGA